Messenger RNA from Habropoda laboriosa, 1079 nucleotides. RefSeq names its product syntaxin-7 (gene Syx7). The record is from RefSeq and is a predicted model, not a curated record. Gene Ontology annotation, cellular component: SNARE complex; endomembrane system; synaptic vesicle. The transcript is spliced from 5 exons. Gene Ontology annotation, molecular function: SNAP receptor activity; SNARE binding. Gene Ontology annotation, biological process: intracellular protein transport; vesicle-mediated transport; vesicle fusion. Bases 1 to 816 code for a protein of 271 amino acids. NCBI's taxonomy places the organism in Eukaryota, Metazoa, Arthropoda, Insecta, Hymenoptera, Apidae.
AUGGAUAUUGGGUUUUCAUCAUAUCACAAUGGUGGUCCUGCUAGAGAACAAGAUUUUGGCAGGCUGUCUCAAAGCAUUGGCACAUCAAUUUUAAAGAUAUCUCAAAAUGUAUCUUCCAUGCAAAAAAUGGUCAACCAAUUGGGUAGUUCUACAGAUUCUCAAGAACUACGAAAUCAGUUGCAUCAAAUACAACAUUAUACACAACAGCUAGCCAAAGAUACUAGUGUACAUCUUCGAGACUUAGCUAUAUUGGCUAAUAAUGCAGGCUCUACUAGUCCAGGAGAACAGAGACAGCGUAAAAUGCAAAGAGAACGUCUUCAAGAUGAAUUUACAAGUGCAUUGAACUCUUUCCAAGCAGUGCAAAGGCUUGCAGCCUCUAAAGAGAAAGAAAUGGUUAGGAAAGCCAAAGCAAGUGCAGGUAUUGCUCCAUUUGGAGAAAAGAAACAAGAAACAUUAAUAGAAUUACAAGAUAGCAGAACUCAGAAACAAAUACAGCAACAGCAAUUAAAGGAGGAACAAAAUUUGCGGAUGUUGGAGGAACAAGAAGCAAGUAUAAGGCAGCUGGAGAAUAAUAUCAGUGAUAUCAAUCAGAUAUUCAAAGAUCUUGGUGCUUUGGUGCAUGAGCAAGGAGAGGUCAUUGAUUCCAUAGAAGCUUCUGUUGAAAGGACAGAAGUAAAUGUCAGUGAAGCUAAUUCACAUGUAAGGCAAGCGAGUAUGUAUAAAAAUAAACUACGCAAGAAAAAAUGCAUACUUCUUGUUAUUGGAACGGUCGUACUAUCUAUAUUGAUCGCGAUUAUAGUUUGGGAAAGCUCCUAAAAUGUUUCAUGUUCUGAAUGAUGCUUUCAUACAAAUAGUAUGACAGUAAAGAUGUAGCUAAAUCUUAAUUGCAAGGUACCAUACUUGGUUGGUGUACUUUCUGAAAAUCGCUUUAUAAGUAUGUGAGGCACAUAGUACUAUCAAAGGAAACGAACGCAAUGGAAAAAACUUGCAUCGUACUGUAUCGUAUUAUUAAUAACAUUCUUAUAAUUGUGAUAAUAAAUGGUGCAAGAUCUAUUUUACAAAUAAGAUGUGCAAAGACU